CUCAAUGUGGGGGAAACACUCUCGUAAUAAACUGCAAACUGCGGUUUAAGAUGCAGUGAAUCGGACUGGACACCUUACAAUACAUGCCUAAUAGUCCAAAGGACGCCCCUCGACCCCUUCUGACCAACACCUACGGUCUUCCUGCGCCAUGGUCUCCCUCUUAAUUGGCGUUCUCUUGAUCCAACUAGUCUGCCACAUUGUGCAGACAGUCGGGGCCAAACCGAUCAAUGACCUGUUAUGGCAACUCUACUGUCGACUCCCAGUGGGGUCAUCACAGGCAAUUAAAGAACAGAACCGACUGCGGCGUGAAGUGGUACGGUUAAAACGCGAGAUGAAUGCCAUUUCGGCGCAGGAUGAGUUCUCGAAAUGGGCGAAACUGCGCAGGCAGCAUGAUAAGGCGUUGGAAGAGCAUGACAAGAAAGCCUCCUCCGUCUCCAGUUCUCGAUCAUCCUUUGACACCAAAGCAUCGGCCGUGCGAUGGACCUUGACCAAUGGUCUGAGACUGGGCAUUCAGUUCUGGCACGCAAAGACCCCGGUCUUUACCUGCCCUCGAGGCUGGUUUCCCUGGCCUGUCGAGUGGAUUCUUGGAUUCCCUCGAUGUCCCUAUGGAGGAGUCAGUAUCAAUGUCUGGAGCACAGCAUGCGCGACUGUGAUUGCUCUGACCUCGGAAUUCAUCUUCUACAUCAUACAGACGGUCUGGUCAACGGAUCCAGUUGCGGCAGACAAGCAAAAGGUCAAGAUACCGGCGGCGGGUGGUGAGAGUAAGAAGAGUAGUUAGUACAUGGGCAUGCGCGUGGGCGUGGGCGAUCUGCAGUACAAAUGGCAGAAGCAAGCAUGAAUGAUAGACACUUGUGUGAUUAUUAUGAUUAAAGUCUCCUGCUAUUCAUGUUGGAUGACGAAAGGUGCACGCCAUCAACAGACAGAGAUCUGGAUUUUUCUGCAUAGCAG
Messenger RNA from Exophiala mesophila, 948 nucleotides. RefSeq lists its product as uncharacterized. The transcript has 3 exons. Gene Ontology annotation, biological process: tail-anchored membrane protein insertion into ER membrane. The record is from RefSeq and is a predicted model, not a curated record. Lineage: Eukaryota; Fungi; Ascomycota; Eurotiomycetes; Chaetothyriales; Herpotrichiellaceae. Bases 149 to 778 code for a protein of 209 amino acids. Gene Ontology annotation, cellular component: GET complex.